GUCACGUGAAGAAGUUGCGUUCAGCUCGCUCAAAUGAAGCCCUAGUUUGCAUAGUAUUCAUUUCUGUUCCUAAUGUUCUCACGGUCGCUGCUUGGGCUUCUAUUGAUUUUGGUUCACUGAUGCAACUGAGUGCGAUAGCCGUAUAAAAGUUCAGUGUUUUGGAUGUCUCAAGGCCAUAAGAUUCGGACGGCUGAAGUUUCGAUCUUGAGGCGUGUUCUGUGACACUUCGGCUACUCCAGGUCAAACCGUGAACCCUUUUAAAGAUACCAUGGAGAUGACCAAAGCUGCCGCUAUUCUUAUGGCAUUUUUAGCGUUUGUUGUUCAUUCUGGUUCAGCCAUCAGAUGUUGGGAUUGCAACAGCAAGUUCGAUCCCCGAUGUGGGCACGGCCAUUUCGACAAUCACACCCUCGAGACUGUCGACUGCGACCAAAUUUCUUACACUCACCUCGGCAACGCGAAAGCCAAGUACUGCCGGAAGGUUAUACAGUACAUCGAAGGCACGGAGCGCACCAUCAGAAGUUGCGGAUGGCUGGAUGACGCGCGGGCCAUCACACACGAUGGGUGCUACAGCCGUACAGGCACCAAAGACAUCAUGAUAACAUUCUGCACCUGCGAGGCUGACAGCUGUAACUCAGCUCCUCGUCGUCAAACAACAGCUGUAUGGAGUUCGCUCGUCCUUACCUUCGUAAACAGCUUCUUAACCCUUACUCGUGUCGGGUAAAAUAGCAGUCAGCGAAGUGGACAGGGAAGGACAAGCGUUUUGCGGGAGAAUCUAGAAAAAAUACUCUACUUAAUCAACCAUAUAUUUAGCUUCCCCUAUAGGCCUUACUGUUGACGUAAUUCGAUUUUUUUUAAGCAACGAACACUGCCAGGAACUCCAACAAUAUUUGUCAAAUCAAAAUUCACAUUAGGCGGUUACAGUGUUUUCAAAAUCAUGAAAUUCUUCAAUAGUUCAUAACUUGCGGAGUAAUCUUAUAAGCCUGUCCGUAUUUACAGCAUUGUUAUCUUAAUGGCAACCACAAUAUUUACACCAACGUAUUUACUAUUCUAGUUUUAUCUUAUCGUGUGAGACUAUUUGGGUUGCAUUUUUCGCUUAGUUUCUCUAUGAAUUAAGAAUUCUAUAGUUCAUAAAAAAUCAACUUCGUUAUUUAUUUAGACUGUGCACCAAAUUUGACUGGUAUUGUUCUACUAUCGUAAAAUAAUAAAUUGAGACGUCAAUCGGAGUAGGUUUCAGU
Messenger RNA from Hyalella azteca, 1235 nucleotides. Its product is annotated as U-scoloptoxin(05)-Sm1a. NCBI's taxonomy places the organism in Eukaryota, Metazoa, Arthropoda, Malacostraca, Amphipoda, Hyalellidae. Gene Ontology annotation, biological process: positive regulation of voltage-gated potassium channel activity; sleep; regulation of synaptic transmission, cholinergic. Bases 269 to 721 code for a protein of 150 amino acids. The transcript is spliced from 3 exons. The record is from RefSeq and is a predicted model, not a curated record.